This is a messenger RNA of Ictalurus furcatus (blue catfish), 1062 nucleotides long. RefSeq names its product docking protein 6 (gene dok6). Gene Ontology annotation, biological process: cell surface receptor protein tyrosine kinase signaling pathway; positive regulation of MAPK cascade. Gene Ontology annotation, cellular component: cytoplasm. The record is from RefSeq and is a predicted model, not a curated record. The transcript has 8 exons. The coding region runs from base 58 to 1062 and encodes 334 amino acids. Lineage: Eukaryota; Metazoa; Chordata; Actinopteri; Siluriformes; Ictaluridae.
CUUCUCCCAGAUUUAACGAGCGAAACAGCGGAAUAAAAAUCAGAAUAAAAUCUUUCAAUGGCUUCCAACUUCAACGACAUAGUGAAGCAGGGCUAUGUGAGGAUCAGGAGUAAGAAACUGGGGGUCUUCAGGCGAUGUUGGCUCGUGUUCAAAAAAGCGUCAAGUAAAGGGCCUCGACGAUUAGAGAAAUAUCCUGAUGAGAAAGCUGCCUACUUUCGAAGUUUUCAUAAGAUAACUGAGCUGCACAACAUCAAGAACAUUACCAGAAUGCCUCGGGAGACAAAGAAACAUGCUGUGACAAUUAUCUUCAGCGAUGAGACGUCGAAGACAUUUGCCUGUGAUUCAGAGCUGGAGGCAGAGGAGUGGUGUAAGUUGCUUUGUUUGGAGUGUUUGGGCAGUCGGAUCAAUGACAUCAGCCUCGGUGAGCCGGAUUUAUUAGCAGCAGGAGUGCAGAGGGAACAGAACGAGAGGUUUAACGUGUAUCUGAUGCCCACGCCCAAUCUGGACAUUUAUGGCGAGUGCACAAUGCAGAUCACACAGGAGAACAUUUACCUCUGGGACGUCCAUAAUGCCAGAGUUAAGCUGGUCAUGUGGCCUCUGAGUUCGCUGCGACGGUACGGACGAGACUCUACAUGCUUUACCUUCGAGUCUGGAAGGAUGUGUGAUACAGGAGAAGGAUUGUUCACAUUCCAAACGAGAGAAGGAGAAGUGAUCUACCAGCGAGUUCACUCUGCCACGCUGUCCAUCGCAGAACAGCAUGAACGCAUGAUGCUGGAAUUCGAGAAAAAAUCACAGACCUUUUUAAGCGAGAACACAUUAACCAAGUCGAUAUCUCUGCCACGGAGUGCUUACUGGCAUCACAUCACACGUCAGAACAGCAUGGGAGACAUUUACAGUUAUCAAGAUAAGACAACAGGUUCCAUGAUGACCCUCAUCCCCCGAGCUCAGACUUUCCAAAGCUUCCUGACUGAAGAGACAGAAGAGGAAAAGAGAGAGAAGGAGAGAUCAGGCUCGCCCUCUAGUGAACAUAAAGGGCACUACAGCUCUGCACUACUGCACUGA